Thermothielavioides terrestris NRRL 8126 is the source of this 1240-nucleotide messenger RNA. RefSeq lists its product as uncharacterized. The record is from RefSeq and is a predicted model, not a curated record. The transcript is spliced from 2 exons. NCBI's taxonomy places the organism in Eukaryota, Fungi, Ascomycota, Sordariomycetes, Sordariales, Chaetomiaceae. Gene Ontology annotation, biological process: lipid storage. Gene Ontology annotation, molecular function: lipase activity. The coding region runs from base 77 to 1156 and encodes 359 amino acids. Gene Ontology annotation, cellular component: lipid droplet.
UCACUUUCCGGGCACCUCGCAUCCACCGCCCAGUACCUAGGUACUAAGCUGUCCAGGACUCCAGUGCUCCAGCACCAUGGAUGGCACAAUAGAACGGACCACCUUGGUAAGAGAAGACCAAGUACCGUUUCUAGAGUAUCCAUCGCCUCGGCAGGGCGACCUCGGCCGCCGGCAAUGUUUGAUUUUCCUCAUUCCCGGCAACCCCGGCCUGGUCGCCUACUACGAGCCGUUCAUGAAGACCUUGCGCGAGCUGCUGGACGAAAAGGAGGCCAAGGAAGGGUGUGGGUAUGCAUUUCACCUCUGCGGGCGGAACCUGCUGGGCUUUGAUGACGCAGACCACGAGCCGGCCUUCGGAGCUGCCGCCGACGGCGUACCGACUGAGCCAUUCUCCCUCGAGGAGCAGAUCCAAUGGUGCUGCCGGCAGGUUCAGCAGGCCAACAGCUCCGCCUUGGGUGACGGGAGGGUGUUUGACGACGUGGUGCUCAUCGGGCACUCCGUGGGCGCCUACAUCUCGCUCGAGAUAUUCAACCGCCAUCACCAAGCGCGACGGCAACACCCCAGCACUCCUCCAGGCCUGCUGGGCAGCGUCAAGCUCCGAGCCGGCAUCCUGCUCUUCCCGACCGUCUCGCACAUCGCCCAGUCCAGCAGCGGGCAGAAGCUCGACCUCAUCCGCCGGACGACGUUCCUCGACCGAUUUGCCCACCACAUCGCCAAGGGCUUCGCCGACUUGUGGCCGCGCUGGGUGCUCGGCGCCAUCGUCCGCCGCAUCAUGGGGUUUCCCGAGCACGCCGCGGCCGCAACGCUGCGCUUCCUCGGCAGCAGGGACGGCAUCUGGCAGGCGCUGCACAUGGGCAAGGACGAGAUGAGGACGAUCACCGAGGAAAAGUGGAGCGAGGAUCUCUGGGAGAUACAGGAAGCGGAGGAGGAGGAGCAGACUGGCCUGCGGACAAAGUUCUUCUUUUACUUUGCCAAGUCCGACCACUGGGUCGCGGACGCGUGUAGGGACGAGUUCAUCGAGAAGAGGAAUCGGCACGAGAAGGGCAGGACCAAGAUCGUGAUUGAUGAGGAGAAUGUUCCUCACGCGUUUUGCAUCCACCACAGCGAGUUGAUGGCGGAGAAGGUCAAGCUCUGCAUCGAGGACAUUGCAGGUCUUUGAGCUGCCGCUUGCUCACCGAGCCAUCUUCAAACGACAGGGUCAGGCACCAACGAAAUUACCGGAUCCGCGUCCCGUCGCCCUGUG